Metarhizium album ARSEF 1941 is the source of this 1338-nucleotide messenger RNA. RefSeq lists its product as uncharacterized. NCBI's taxonomy places the organism in Eukaryota, Fungi, Ascomycota, Sordariomycetes, Hypocreales, Clavicipitaceae. The record is from RefSeq and is a predicted model, not a curated record. The transcript is spliced from 3 exons. Bases 1 to 1338 code for a protein of 445 amino acids.
AUGAACAUUAUCCCAACCAGUAGAGCACCUCAAAACGGAGGCAGCAAUGGCCAUCCUGCUUUGCCUGGCGGAACCCCAACAGCGACUGGCGGACCGCCACAGACGAGUUCAGAGUCUGGAGCAGCUCACCGCUCCGACAAGAAGGUUGAGUUCAUGGCUUAUUUCUUCGAACGGCCUAUCGAAAAGCGAGAUUUAUCCACUCUGGAAGGAAAUCCUGGAAACGUACUGAUAUCAUGGACCGUGGUCAAUGACAAGGGCAACCGAGCCGACAUCGACUGGAUUGCGUGGGUUGCCAGGUCUGCGAUGAUGUCGAACGACGCUGACCAAGUCGUCGUCGACAAAAUCAUCAUCGAUCCAAAUAGGCCUGCCAUGAACAGCGAGCGCGGUUUCCUAUCUGACAACUCAGCCAUUGCCCCGCAGGGAAUCACCCUCAAGUAUGGAGAGUGGUUGAAAAAAUUACAACAGGGAAAGGACCCGGAGCAAACACAGGAACCCGGCCGACGGCUAGCCUCCGAGACUGACUUCAUGAGGUUCCAGAUAUCGUGGACCGAACACAGCACCGGCGAGAAGGGAGUAGCAAACUCUGGCGUUUUCUUUGUCAGAGCUCCGCCAGGACUGGUCGUUGAUCCUUCUUGGGGCAGGAAUGUAAGCGGCUAUGAUGACGUCGGCACGGGAGCAAGCGCAGGCGUGACUGUCGGCACGACGCAAAGCAGCAGCCUGCCCACUUCCACUUCCACUUCCGCCUCAGACGCAGACAGCCAAGCAACAUACACGCCCGGCCCAAGCGCCAGCGGACCCGAGCCUGGGGCUACCGCGGGCAUAGUCGUCGGCAGUGCCAUCGCCAGGGAGCAGCUUCCCUUCGAUCCCCAGUACAAGACCACCGCCUUCAUGGAGGACCAGGCCCUCGGUGCCCCCCAAGCCGCGGGCUCUCAUCCGCCCAGCCGAUCCCAAGACAGCAGGCGCCAGAAUCACACCACGCACCACAAGGCCAACGUUGGCCCUGCUGCCGUCGUCCACGGCGGGCAAGACAAGCGUUGCCAGCCCCCCCCCGACCACGCCGGCAGUUUCACCAAUCUCCACGGCGCAGGUGUAUUCGACGGCCCGUCAGACUACGCAGACGGCACCCCUGCCCCUGCUGUCGUCGCCGACGCACCCGGCACGCGCCACCACGGCGCAGACAUAGACUCGGGCCGAGCGGAUCCGCCACAUGCUCACAUCACGCUGCCCAUCCCCCCUCGGAUCCGUCACCUCGUGGAGCCACAGCACACAAACGACGAUCUCCGCCGCCUCCUCGCCGAGGAAGAUCUUCUCGAUGAGGAGAUUGCUCGCAGGGCCUAG